GUCCGGAUCAAACGGGGUUGUUUUUGUCUUUGCACCUGCAUAACGGGAUGGAUUUCUCCAGCUUUUUUAAAAAAAAAAAUAUAUAUAUAUAAGGGAUUUAUCAUUUUAAAACACAGUCCAGUUCAGGGCACUGGUGGACAAUUAAAGUUGAGUGCAUUCCUUUAUUAAGUUGGACUGAUUGGUUUAGAGUUUCGUCGUGAUUUCCUCUGACUCUGGCUGUAAAGUUUUGUCCUCCCAACCUCACUGACGGCUCCUGACUGUGUCGGAUCACACGCGCCCUCGCUGUCCGUGUGACAGAGCAGGAGUUUGAUGGGAGCGGAGUGAAGUGGAAAUGGUCUACCUUCAGCGCGUCUCUCUGUGUCACUCUGCCUUUUUCCAAUCGUCCAAAAGUCCGACAGGUUUGCACGAUGUGGUUUUAGCUGCUGGACUCGGGUCGAGAGUUUGGAUUCUCACUGUUGGAUCUACCGGAUGGAUCAUCACCUGAACGCACAUGAUGUACAACACGAGGAAAAGCGGAUCUGUGUGACAAGUUUAUUUUAAUCCCCGAAACACAUCUUUGAAGUCUCCAAAAGCGAAAUGAUUUUAAUAGCUUUUGUCAUUAUAUUCUCCUUCCCGGACUCAGUGUUCACCUUGAAGGGUGACGGCAGCUCGUCCUCCCGGCCCGGCCGUCUGGACUGCGUCAAGGCCAGUGAACAAUGUCUGAAGGAGUACAGCUGCAGCACCAAGUACCGGACGAUGAGGCAGUGUGUGGCGGGCAGGGAGAGCAACUUCAGCGCGGUCACCGGUCCCGAGGCGCAGGGCGAGUGCCGCAGCGCCAUAGAAUCCAUGAGGCAGAGCCCCCUGAAUAACUGCAGGUGUAGAAGAGGCAUGAAGAAGGAGAAGAACUGUCUCCGGAUCUUUUGGAGCAUAUAUCAGAGUUUACAGGGUAAUGAUUUGCUGGAGUACUCUCCGUAUGAAUCAGUCAACAGCCGGCUCUCAGAUAUCUUCCGCCUGGCCCCCAUCAUAGCAGUCGAGCCUGCAUCUACGAAGGAGAACAACUGUCUGAAUGCUGCAAAGGCCUGUAACCUCAAUGACACGUGUAAGAAAUACCGCUCCUCUUACAUCAACCCCUGCACCAGCAGGGUGUCUGCCUCUGAGGUCUGCAACAAGCGCAAAUGCCAAAAGGCCUUGCGACAGUUCUUCGACAAGGUUCCAAGUAAAUACAGCUACGGGAUGCUGUUUUGCUCCUGUCCGGCGGGGGAUCAGACAGCAUGUGCAGAACGCAGACGACAAACGAUUGUACCCAUCUGCUCCUACGAGGAUAAAGACAAACCAAACUGUCUCAAUCUGCAGAACACAUGCAAGACCAACUACAUCUGCAGGUCACGGCUGGCAGACUUCAUUAGCAACUGUCAGCCAGAAGCUCACUCCAUAUCCGGCUGUCUGAGGGAGAGCUAUGCUGACUGUCUGCUGUCUUACUCAGGUCUAAUUGGUACGGUGAUGACACCCAACUAUGUGCGAUCCCUUGGUAUUAGCCUGUCACCGUGGUGCGACUGCGUCAACAGCGGGAACAGCAAGCCAGACUGUGAUAGAUUCGCAGAGUUUUUCACCACCAACAGAUGCCUACGUAAUGCCAUCCAGGCUUUUGGCAAUGGUACUGAUGUUGGAGUUUGGCAACCCCAACCCCCGAUCCAGCCGACUGUACUGGAGCCUAGCAUCACCCGGAGGGGCAAAGACCGAACCCAUAACGCACUGGACGCGCUGACAGACAUGACCAAGCUGGAUCUCGAUGACGACUCAUUAUAUCACAUCUGUGGGACCUUACAGGCCCAAAAAUUGGUGUCAAAUUUGACUGUGGAUACUUCUCUAUGUGUGAACCAUCAACUGGAUGAAUCCAGUGACUCUAAUGCCAACGCUAUAAGCUCAGCAGCUCCAUUCGCCUGCACACCCCCCUCCAGUAUGCUCCUCGCGCUAACCUUUGCUUUAACACCGAUGGCAUUACGGCUCAAAGGUUUCCAGCUUUUGUAGGAUCUGAGGACUAUGGAUCAUCUCUUCUGAUUCAACUCAUUUUUAUUUUGAUUUAGACAUUUGCCAAAGUGUGACACCUGCAUUUUAUAUUAUUUUCUUGAAAAUGGGACUGAGCAACACAGCAGAGCGCUGAACAAAACAAAACAUGGAAAACAGUGGAUUAUAUCUGAGGAGUCCAUGUUGACUGUUGCUGAAAACAGACCUGCUGCAGCUGGUGCUGAGAUAUCAGCUUGUUCGCCUUCCAUGCCUUGUGGGGGCAAUCUUGUGACUUCAAGAAUCAGAUUAACGCCGAGGAACAACUCUGAGUUAAACCCUGUGAUCUGAUAAGCAUGUGAAUAAAUUCACUUCUUUGGAAUGUGUUGCAAUCAGUGCACAUUCGACUGAAUGGACGGCCAAUGUCCUGAAGAGUGCUUAUCUAGGGAUAAAGUGAAUCAUUCUCUGCAUAACUGUGCUUUAAUUUAGAACACUAAGUGUUGAUAUAACAAGUGCUGAUCUAUAACAUGUCACGAGGGACAACUAACACACGUCAUAGACACACUGUGUGGAAUAUGAUCCAUAGAACAUUUAAACUAAUUAAAUACCAUCACAUUGUAUCAGAGUAUCCUCAAAGUAUAAAGACAUAUCUGCCAGAAGAAAGUAACACUUUUUCUCCUCUACAUGUUCGGUACUAGGCGUAGAUCCGUUUUGUAGAUUUAUUUGAUUGUUAUGGUGGUUUGUGGUUUUAUCACAUCGCCUCUUAAAAGAACAUUUUGUACAUACGAUACAUAAAGUGUACACCCUAUUACAGUAUGCUUCCUGUAAGCUUGUAACAUAUUGUCUGUAAUGGUUUUUGAGAGUCUAUGUUAGUGUCUGGUGGACUGAGGCCUCUCAGCAUUCUCCAGUGUAGCUAUGAUUUAUAACAAUGUGAUGGGGUACGGUUCUUUAAUCAUGUGGUUACAGAUAUGACUGUCGUGUGGUUAUAUUUUGAUUGCAAAGUGCAUAAUGUUAUCUUAAACGGUAUUUUUCUUGAGGAAUAGCAAACUAUCUGUAACAGCAACAAGAACAUAAAGAAUUUACAAACGCAUCUUUAAUGGCUGAAACAAAGUGAUGUCAUUCUUCUGUUGAUUCUUCAGACUGCCACUUUUUCAUUUUAUUGUGUCCUGGUAGACAGUGAAGUGACAGGGGUUCGUUUUAUAAAUAAAGAAUGUGUACAUAUCCACAACAUAGACAUAAAUUGCUAACAAUUACUACCGAUGCAAAUGAAAGACGAGAUAAAAAAAAAGCACUUACAUAAUUGAUACAAACAUAAUGACAUCCCCUAAUUAUCAAAGACGUUCAAA
This is a messenger RNA of Cottoperca gobio, 3326 nucleotides long. RefSeq names its product gdnf family receptor alpha 1b (gene gfra1b). Gene Ontology annotation, molecular function: signaling receptor activity. The record is from RefSeq and is a predicted model, not a curated record. NCBI's taxonomy places the organism in Eukaryota, Metazoa, Chordata, Actinopteri, Perciformes, Bovichtidae. Gene Ontology annotation, biological process: nervous system development. The transcript has 10 exons. Gene Ontology annotation, cellular component: external side of plasma membrane; signaling receptor complex. The coding region runs from base 577 to 2007 and encodes 476 amino acids.